AUGCCUCGGGAGAUCAUAACACUGCAGCUCGGACAGUGUGGAAAUCAGAUUGGAUUUGAGUUCUGGAAGCAGCUGUGUGCCGAGCAUGGAAUCAGUCCUGAGGGUAUCGUGGAGGAGUUUGCCACUGAGGGCACGGACCGGAAAGAUGUAUUCUUUUAUCAGGCAGAUGACGAGCACUACAUUCCUCGAGCCGUCCUGCUGGACCUGGAGCCUCGAGUCAUCCACACCAUUCUGAACUCCCCAUACGCCAACCUGUACAACCCUGAGAACAUCUACCUCUCUGAGCAUGGCGGCGGGGCCGGAAACAACUGGGCUAGCGGCUUCUCCCAGGGUGAGAAAAUCCAUGAAGACAUCUUUGAUAUCAUUGACAGAGAGGCAGAUGGCAGUGACAGUCUGGAGGGUUUUGUACUGUGCCACUCCAUCGCUGGAGGAACAGGGUCUGGCCUGGGCUCGUACUUGUUGGAAAAAUUGAAUGACAGAUAUCCUAAGAAGCUGGUCCAGACAUACUCUGUGUUUCCUAAUCAGGAUGAAAUGAGUGAUGUGGUGGUGCAGCCCUACAACUCACUCCUUACCCUGAAGAGACUCACUCAGAACGCAGACUGUGUGGUGGUGUUGGAUAACACAGCGCUGAACAGAAUAGCUACAGACAGACUGCACAUCCAAAACCCUUCUUUCUCACAGAUUAACCAACUGGUCUCCACCAUCAUGUCUGCUAGCACAACAACGCUACGUUACCCUGGAUACAUGAACAACGAUCUGAUUGGGUUGAUUGCAUCCCUCAUCCCUACUCCUCGUCUCCACUUUCUCAUGACUGGUUAUACACCAUUGACCACUGACCAAUCAGUAGCAAGUGUGAGGAAGACUACGGUUCUGGACGUGAUGAGGAGGCUUCUGCAGCCGAAGAACGUCAUGGUGUCCACAGGCCGAGACCGCCAGACCAACCACUGUUACAUUGCCAUUCUGAACAUCAUUCAGGGAGAGGUGGAUCCUACACAGGUCCAUAAGAGCCUUCAGAGGAUUCGAGAAAGGAAAUUGGCCAGUUUUAUCCCAUGGGGUCCUGCCAGUAUCCAGGUGGCAUUGUCCCGCAGAUCUCCUUAUUUGCCGUCUGCCCACCGCGUCAGUGGCCUUAUGAUGGCCAAUCACACCAGCAUCUCCUCACUGUUCGAGAGGACGUGCCGUCAGUACGAUAAGCUGCGUAAGCGUGAGGCCUUCCUGGAGCAGUUCCGUAAGGAGGACAUGUUCAAAGACAACUUUGAUGAGUUGGACAACUCACGGGAGGUGGUGCAGCACCUGAUCGAUGAGUACAGCGCAGCUACACGGCCUGACUACAUCUCCUGGGGAACGCAGGAGCAGUGAAUCCACCCCCAACCAACAGACCAGCAUGUAGCACUGAGCAAGCCAGUGGGUUCUGGACUUGAAUUCUAAAGCUGAGAUGUGGUUUUGUCUCCUGCAGGUUAUUACACAUGAAAUGAGGUGUUGAACUUGCUCCUAAAAAGAGGCCCAUGUUUUCAAGACCCUCCAUUCAGUGAGUCAGCAUAGCCUCUGUUUCUUCUGUGCAGUAAAUUAGAAGUGUAUGGGGAGAUUACUGCAGUUCUACGUGUUUGGACCUUUAGCAUAAUAUAAUGUGUAUUCCUCAGUGUGCAGGCCUGUAUAUUAGGGCUGCAUGAUAUGGAUAAAAAGCACAUUGUAGUUAUAUUGCUUCAUAGUGCAGUUGUGAUAUGCUUUGCAGUACAUUAAACAUUUGAUGCAACACGUUGACCUGUGGCUUUAGAUGAAAAUUAAUUACAUUUGUGAACGUCUUGAUUUAUCCAUACACCCAAAGAACAUCUCUGAUUGGCCCGGAUGCUCAUAGCACCCCAUAAAAUGUAUAGUGAUUGGUUAGAGGCUCAUUUGCAUAUUGCCUUUGCAGUCUAAUUAGUUAGUAAUGCCUAACAGACGUUAUUGUGCAGCCCUAUUAUAUGAGUACUACAUAACUUGUAUGUGCCUAUAUGCUUUCUCAAAACGAUGUUUGAUGUAGUGAAGAUGCUUGUCAUUCUCUUGCUAUAUCUUGCUUGCUAUUUUCUCUCUGUAUCUCUCUCCCUCUCUUUCUCACACACACCAUAGCAGUGAUCAGAAAAGUAUGGAAGCCUGUUUUCACCACAAAAAAACAAUACUUUUCUUAAGAUCUCAAGUCAUAAUAUUGAGGUAGUGUUUCAUAACUGAGAAACUGUCAUUAUGAGAUACUAUGAGACUAAUGAGUAAUUCCUUAUGAGAAUUUUGAUAAUUCAGAUAUCUGAUUGUCUUCCUAUUUAACAGUUGAUAUUUAAAAAUUAUAAACUAAAUGUAAUUAUCAGUUGUGAUAUACUUUCAUAAUAAGAAGUAUCUCAUAAUGACAAACCAUCCCUCAAUUACACAGUACUGUUAAAAUGAUGAAUGACUCUUUUACAGCCAUCACUUAGAUGUAGUAUCUCAUAAUUGACUUGCGCUCUCAUAAUACCAUUUCUCAGUGCUGUCUCAUAAUUGUGAUUAUUAUGAAAUACUACUGAGAAUAGUAUCGUUUCUCCUGCUUAUGAGCUGCUGUAGUAUCUAAUAAAUACAAAUAAUAUUCUCUUAUUAUCUCAUGACUCCAUGAUCGAGAUACCAAGUGAUGGUUUUAUCACACUUUUACUGAGACUACUUGCGUUUGAGAUACUACUGAGAAACCACUGUUUUCAGGUAUCAUUUGAUUAUGAAAAUAUGAUUGAACUUCUAAGUGAUAGUAAUUCAUAGGUAUGAGAUCACUGAGCUUAUGUAGUUUCUUGUAAUUACAAGUUUCUGUGAGACACUUUCUCAAUGUUAUGAGAGAGUCAUAUAAUGUGAGUCAUAAUGAUGUUAACCUCAUUAUUGUGACUUAACAAAUGGCUCCCCGCUCCCCAAGUGGUGGAAAUGGGCUCCCAUAGAAACACAGUUCUAUUUUUAUAUUCUGCUCUUUUUGCCUCUGUGUACUUCAGGUUGACGCACACACACACCUACACACACACACUUCAGACUCCUACACACGUGUUUGCCUUCACGACCACACGCACAUUCUUUCCUGAGUAAGCAGAUAAGGCAGGGUGGUCUCUCUGUGGGGCGGCUGGCUGAAAGCUGCUCUGAAGGAGAGGUUUGGGGUGGGGGGUUGGUGGAAGGAUGGAAGGAGCGAUAAGCCUUUUUGGAAAGAAAUGGCAAAGACAAAAAAGAGUAGCUCAUGACUGCACUUUCUCAGUUUAACUGGCGCUCUGCUCUGCUUAUCGUAAGCACUCACUCAUGCUUCUCCAUGAAGCACAGCACUGGCUUUCAUUCAGGGGUUUUCAGAACGAUUGUGUUUUUUCACGUUUUAAUCUGUUAGUCACAGUUCUUUCCACACAAAUGUUUUAAACAAGGCGGCUCAUCACGCAGGGAAUCUUUCAGCAUACUGAUAAUCACACGCCAGAAAAGACACGGCCCUCUUUCUCGCUGGUAACUUUCAGCAGGCGAUCAGAAGCCUUUGGCUGAAUGUUGGACCUUGCUGUGUUCCUUCAAUCAGUUAUUAGUAUUCCCUAGACUGUGUGUCAUAACUUCUGCAAUGAAGGUAAACUAGGGGCAGCCUUUAACGGGACUUAUGGAUGAAGAGAGGCUGUUUUUCAACCCCAGUUCUUAAUAUAUCUUAAUAUAUAUUAUCGCUGUCGUAUCACAAAUUCAGAACUUUUUCUCCUGCUGUAUUUUACUUAUUUACAUCAUUGGAAAACAUUGGCUGUCCUCCAUUGUCUGCACGUUUCAUGAGUAAUGGACAAACAGAAAACCUCAAAUUGCUUAUUAGCUUUUUUUAAAUUAUUCAAAAGUUUAUAAUCAGUGUUAUCAGUAAUAUUAAUAGUUUGUUGCAGAUAUUAUAUGUAUAAAAUUAUUCUAGUAUCAUAACAUUGGGCCUCAUUCACCAACAUCCUUCUAUUUCUUUCUUAAAUGUGUUCUUGAGAAAGAUCCUAAGAAAAAGUCUCCUUCAGAUUCACAUGUUCAUAAAUCUCAGAAAUGUUCGUACUUUUGUAUACUGAAGUGUGUGUGAAGAUUCUGUUUUACCUAAGACAAAAUCCUAAAUAAAACAUUUGUGAAUGUCAGAACCCUCGUAAAAACUGCGUAAGUGGGUUUUAAGAUGAAAUUUCCUAAGAACAGUUCAUGAAUGUGGCCCAGUGUUCUGUUGGUUGGAAGCUGAAAAUGAACAUCACUGUUGGAGCAAAACCUUGCAUCAAAAAAGCAAUUUACAGGAGAAGGAAAACAUUCUUAUAGUACAAUGUUAAUAUAGCAAGAUUUUAUUGUAACAUAUUUUGGAGCAUUUCUGUUGGUCCGUUUGUCUUUUUAGAUGGUAGAACAGUAGCUGGCAUUUUCAAAUUAUAUACAAAUAAAUACAAACGAAAAUUAAGAUACAAGAGAUUUUUUUCAACAGCAACACUUAGUAAAGUUCUAAAUUAAAGUUCAAUAAAAUUAAAAUGCAAAUAAGUAGAUCAAUGAUAAAAUUAUUUUUAAAAAUAUUUUUCAAAUAUAUAUUUCAAAAAACGGUGACCAAGUCUUGCUGAUACUCAUUUUGGCUAAUUUCAUGACAAGAAAUAAUGACAAAUUUAAAGCAAAAUUAAAGUUGAUUAUUUAGUAACUCCCUCAGACCAUUUCAAAACGUCUUUUUCCUGAAAUACUUUGUGGAAAAAUCAUUGGCUUCAGUGUUAAGGUUUAGGUUAUGAUGUUCCAGUCUACACUGUAAAAGCUAUUAUUGGAAAACCAUUAUUAAUGGAACUCUUGUCAUUCUGAGCCUCUCUCCUGUUCUCUCUGUCCUCAUGGCUUUCUGUUCUGUACAGUGUGUGUGUGUGUGUGUGUGUGUGUGUGUGUGUGUGUGUGUGUGGUCAGAAAAUGCGGUGACUUGAAUAAAUGAUUUUCUAAAAGCA
Pygocentrus nattereri (red-bellied piranha) is the source of this 4904-nucleotide messenger RNA. It is a transcript of the gene tubg1, whose product is annotated as tubulin, gamma 1. The coding region runs from base 1 to 1356 and encodes 451 amino acids. Lineage: Eukaryota; Metazoa; Chordata; Actinopteri; Characiformes; Serrasalmidae. Gene Ontology annotation, molecular function: structural constituent of cytoskeleton; GTP binding. The record is from RefSeq and is a predicted model, not a curated record. The transcript is spliced from 11 exons. Gene Ontology annotation, biological process: mitotic sister chromatid segregation; mitotic spindle organization; meiotic spindle organization. Gene Ontology annotation, cellular component: gamma-tubulin complex; nucleus; cytoplasm.